AUGAAAAAUAACGAGAAUGAACCUUACGUCCCUGGGACAGAGCGUGCAUUGGACGAAUCAAACCGCGGUUAUCGCUUGUUACGUCAGAUGGGCUGGCGUUCUGGCUUUGGCUUGGGUAAACACGAGCAAGGUAUCGUAGAACCUAUUAAAAUGAAGGAAAACCUCGUCCAUCUUGGUCUCGGCAAAGCGGAGGAGUACGACAAAGUGACGCACUUGACAACAAGUGUACGUCGUAAAAUGGAUGCAGAAGUGCAAGAGACAAUAGAAGAAAUUGCUUGUCGGGAAGCUAAAGGUGCAAAGAAGGAGCAAUUGAAAGAGGAAGUGAAAAUUAUGCAAGCAGCUUUUUACUGCUGUGAUUGUCGGAAACAGUACAAGUCGGUAACGGAGAUGGAGAAUCAUUUGAGUUCAUAUGAUCAUCAUCAUACGAAGAGAUUGAAAGAAUUACAAUAUCAAAAACGACGGGUGGGAACACAGGAAAAACAAAGUGUCAUGCGUGAAAAAGAGCACGAAAUGGAACGUUUAAUGCUGCAGCGAAGAAUAGCUGCACAAAAGCAAGUUACGCACCAACCAACGAACAAGAUAAAGUCUAUCACUGCUGUGAAAAAGAACAGUGAGAAUUCUCUAAUUAUUACAAAAAGUGGCUUUGGAAUGAAAUUUGGCACAAAGAAAUUGGCGAAGAAAACAUUGGUCGGAUGCAGUGCAACUCAGGCUUUUUCGAAUCCAUUUGAGCAAUAA
This is a messenger RNA of Peronospora farinosa, 735 nucleotides long. The record is from the annotation of a GenBank genome assembly. Lineage: Eukaryota; Oomycota; Peronosporomycetes; Peronosporales; Peronosporaceae.